AUGCUAUUGCCCCACACAACUACCCCUUAUUAUGAUAUAGCAGAACCAAAAAGUAAUGCAUUGCCCUCAUUCAGCGAGUUGCUAACGUCCAUUCCACUACCUACAAGCUUUAAACCAAGAAGCGAUAGCAAUGUGUCUGCAUCCUCGGUGAACACAUCGAACUCAGGUUCUUGUGUAGGAUUAUCUACUAUGCCAGCUCCACAACUACUACAUCAAGUACCCCAACAGCAACACCAGCAACAACACCAGCAACAACACCAGCAACAACACCAGCAACAACACCAGCAACAGACACAACACCAGCAACAGUCACAACAGCAACAACAGACACAGGCGUAUCGACCUUCACCUCAUUCAUACUACAGCCAACCGUCCAUACACCACAGACUACCCACACCGCCACCACCUUAUCACCAACUACAAACUCCUAAACAACAGUAUCAGUAUCAGUACCAAGUAGUUGGCUCAAAUAGAACAGCUUUUAUUGCUCCACAACCUAUACCCUCAAACUGUUCAUCCAACGUUGACCCCUUGACUCCAGUGUCGGCUUCAGCGGACAAAAAAGUACGGUCAUCAUCUGUUAGCGAUAUCCCCAUCACACCUGUCAUUGCCAAUUUCCCAGAAUCCUCGUCCUACAAUCAGUAUCAGCAAACAAAUAUACACCACGUAUCGACAGCCGCAUCAACGUCAACAUCCGCACCAACAAGUACAUGCUCAUCGGGUACGUCUCCAGUAAUGCAGAACCACCCAAAUAAAGAUUCACGCAGAAAGCACGUUUGCAAACUAUGCUCAAGAUCAUUUACAACCAGUGGCCACUUGGCUAGGCACAAUCGCAUCCAUACAGGUGAGCGUAAACACAAAUGCCCUUGGCCCACAUGUGAUGCAAGGUUUGCCAGACAAGAUAACUGCAUGCAACACUACAAGACUCAUACGAAUGGCAAAAACAAGAGAUCGAGGAAAUACGUCGUGCAAGGUGAAUACGAUGGCGCUUCGAUUGCUGGUGUUGUAGGAAUGGGAAUGAGAGUGGGAGUAGGAGUAGGGGUAGGGGUAGGGUUGGUACCAAGAAUGGACGAUGUGUCUAUUCCAAAUGGAAAUCAGCAUUUAGCUGGGGUUUCGCAAUUGACAAGGUAUGAAUGA
Molecule: messenger RNA, 1137 nt
Organism: Lodderomyces theae
Lineage: Eukaryota; Fungi; Ascomycota; Pichiomycetes; Serinales; Debaryomycetaceae
Gene: NRG1
Product: Nrg1p
Exons: 1
Coding region: 1-1137 (378 amino acids)
Biological process (GO): regulation of transcription by RNA polymerase II
Molecular function (GO): DNA-binding transcription factor activity, RNA polymerase II-specific; RNA polymerase II cis-regulatory region sequence-specific DNA binding
Source: RefSeq, a predicted model, not a curated record